Messenger RNA from Myotis davidii, 6377 nucleotides. It is a transcript of the gene COL14A1, whose product is annotated as collagen type XIV alpha 1. NCBI's taxonomy places the organism in Eukaryota, Metazoa, Chordata, Mammalia, Chiroptera, Vespertilionidae. Gene Ontology annotation, cellular component: interstitial matrix. The coding region runs from base 213 to 5597 and encodes 1794 amino acids. Gene Ontology annotation, molecular function: protein binding. The transcript has 49 exons. The record is from RefSeq and is a predicted model, not a curated record.
GGAGCGGGAGAGGGUGAGGGAGGGAGGAAGAGAGGAGAGAGGCUAAUUAAAAGGGGCCCCAGGCGGGAAGCGAGUGAGAGUCGUGCGCUGCCAAGAACGAACUCGCGUCGGAACUUGGAUCUUCCCUGCGCGCCAGGAGGUCUCCAACCUGGGCUGGAACCUCGCCCUGCACAGGCCUGGUGCUGCAUCCCAUGUGAAAAGCAAGAAGUCAAAUGAAGAUUUUUCAGUGCAAGAUGCAGUACUGGCUGUUUCCAGCUUUUUUGGCAAUUGCUUCCUUUUGCACCUUUGUCCAGGGUCAAGUGGCUCCACCCACACGAUUAAGAUAUAAUGUGUUAUCUCAUGAUAGUAUACAGAUUUCAUGGAAGGCUCCAAGAGGGAAAUUUGGUGGAUACAAACUUCUUGUGACACCAGCCUCAGGUGGAAAAACCAAUCAGCUGAAUCUCCAGAACACUGCAACAAAAGCAAUAAUUCAAGGUCUUAUGCCAGACCAGAAUUACACAGUUCAACUUAUUGCACACAAUAAAGACAAAGAAAGCAAGCCAGCCCAAGGUCAAUUUAGAAUUAAAGAUUUGGAAAAAAGAAAGGAACCAAAAACCAGAGUCAAGGUGGACAAAGUAAAUGGGAAUAAACCAUCUGUACCAGAAGAAGUGAAAUUUUUCUGUCAAACUCCAGCAAUUGCUGAUAUUGUAAUCCUGGUUGAUGGUUCAUGGAGCAUUGGAAGAUUCAACUUCAGACUGGUUCGGCUUUUCUUGGAAAACCUGGUUACAGCGUUCGAUGUGGGCUCAGAGAAGACACGGAUUGGUCUUGCACAGUACAGCGGUGAUCCCAGAAUAGAAUGGCACUUGAAUGCCUUCAGUACAAAAGAUGAGGUGAUCGAAGCUGUCCGAAAUCUGCCAUACAAAGGAGGAAAUACCCUAACAGGUCUUGCUUUGAACUACAUUUUUGAAAACAGCUUUAAGCCAGAAGCAGGAGCAAGGACUGGAGUAUCCAAAAUUGGCAUCUUAAUCACAGACGGGAAAUCCCAAGAUGAUAUUAUUCCACCCUCCAGGAACCUUCGUGAAUCUGGUGUGGAGUUGUUUGCCAUAGGGGUGAAAAACGCGGAUGAGAACGAGCUGCAGGAGAUCGCCUCUGAACCCGACAGCACGCACGUGUACAACGUGGCCGAAUUUGACCUGAUGCACACGGUGGUGGAGAGCCUGACGAGGACCGUCUGCCUCCGGGUGGAAGAACAGGACAGGGAGAUCAAAGCCUUGGCCCUUGCCACCAUUGGGCCGCCUACGGAGCUGAUUACUUCUGAAGUCACUGCCAGAAGCUUCAUGGUUAACUGGACUCAUGCCCCAGGGAAGGUGGCAAAAUACAGAGUCGUGUAUUAUCCUACCAGGGGUGGAAAACCAGAUGAGGUGGUGGUCGAUGGCAGUGAAUCUUCCACGGUGUUGAAAAACUUGAUGUCUCUCACGGAAUAUCAGGUCUCCGUCUUUGCAGUGUAUCCCCACACCGCUAGCGAAGGCCUGCGGGGAACCGAGACCACCCUUGCUUUACCCAUGCCUUCUGACCUGGAACUGUACGAUGUCACUGAGAACAGUCUGCGGGCAAGAUGGAAUGCAGUGGCCGGAGCAUCGGGGUACCUGAUCCUCUAUGCUCCUCUCACGGAGGGUCUGGCUGGGGAUGAAAAAGAGAUGAAAAUUGGAGAGACCCACACCGAUAUUGAAUUGAGGGGGCUGUUGCCCAAUACAGAGUACACAGUUACAGUGUAUGCUAUGUUUGGAGAAGAGGCCAGCGAUCCCGUUUCAGGACAAGAAACAACACUGCCCUUAAGUCCACCAAGAAACCUGAGAAUCUCCAAUGUUGGCUCUAACAGUGCUCGGUUAGCCUGGGACCCGACUUCAAGAAAGGUCACUGGUUAUCGAAUUGUAUAUAACAACGCAGAUGGCACUGAAAUCAAUGAGGUUGAAGUUGAUCCUAUUACUACAUUCCCUCUGAAGGGUUUGACACCCCUCACGGAGUACACUAUUGCCAUCUCCUCCAUCUAUGAUGAGGGGCAGUCCGAGCCUCUGACUGCGAGUUUUACCACGGAGGAAGUUCCAGCCCAGCAAUACUUGGAAAUUGACGAGGUGACGACAGAUGGCUUCAGAGUGACCUGGCACCCCCUCUCGGCGGAGGAAGGGCAGCACAAGCUGAUGUGGAUCCCAGUCUACGGCGGGAAGACCGAAGAAGUCAUCCUAAAAGAAGACCAGGACUCACAUGUUAUUAAAGGCCUGGAGCCUGGCACUGAAUAUGAAGUUUCACUGUUGGCUGUACUGGAUGAUGGAAGUGAGAGUGAGGUGGUGACUGCUGUCGGGACCACACUUGACGGUGUUUGGACUGAACCAGCUACGACCAUAGUACCUACGAAACCUGUGACAUCAGUUUUCCGGACAGGAAUCAGAAACCUGGCUAUAGAUGAUGAAACCACUUCUAGCCUGCGGGUAACAUGGGACAUUUCAGACAGCAGUGUGCAGCAAUUCAGGGUGACCUACCUGACUGCUCAAGGGGACCCUGCGGAAGAAGUGGUAGGAACGGUCAUGGUGCCUGGAAGCCAGAACAACCUCCUUCUGAAGCCUCUGCUUCCUGAUACCGAAUACAAGGUCACGGUGACUCCCAUCUACGAUGACGGAGAAGGCGUCAGCGUCUCUGCCCCUGGAAAAACCUUGCCACCAUCUGGUCCCCAAAACUUACAGGUCUCAGAAGAAUGGUACAACAGGUUGCGUAUUACGUGGGAUCCCCCAUCUUCCCCUGUAAAGGGCUAUAGGAUCGUCUACAAACCUGUUAGUGUUGCCGGCCCAACCCUGGAAACGUUCGUGGGACCGAACAUUAACACCAUUCUCAUCACAAACCUCCUCAGCGGAAUGGACUACAAUGUGAAGAUAUUUGCCUCCCAGGCCUCUGGCUUCAGCGACGCCCUGACAGGCGUGGUGAAAACACUGUUUUUGGGUGUGACCAAUCUUCAAGCAGACCAGAUUCAAAUGACCAGCUUGUGUGCUCAGUGGCAGGUGCACCGUCAUGCCACUGCCUACAGGAUAGUUAUAGAAUCCAUCCAGGAUACACAGAAGCAAGAAUCCACUGUGGGUGGAGGGACCAGCAGGCAUUGCUUCUAUGGACUUCAGCCCGAUUCACAAUAUAAAAUCAGCGUUCACACAAAGCUUCAGGAGACUGAGGGGCCCAGUGUGAGCAUAAUGGGAAAAACACAAUCGCUUCCUACUCAACCACCUACUUUUCCUCCAACCAUUCCACCAGCAAAAGAAGUAUGUAAAGCUGCCAAGGCAGACCUGGUGUUUAUGGUGGAUGGAUCCUGGAGUAUUGGAGAUGAAAAUUUCAACAAGAUCACGGAUUUUCUCUAUAACACCAUUGGAGCCCUAAACAAGAUUGGUGCAGAUGGAACUCAAGUUGCAAUGGUUCAGUUUACUGAUGACCCCAGAACGGAAUUUAAGCUAAACACUUACAACACCAAAGAGACUCUUCUUGAUGCGAUUAAACGUAUUUCCUACAAAGGAGGAAAUACAAAAACAGGAAAAGCAAUUAAGCAUGUCCGAGAUACCUUGUUUAAUUCAGAGUCAGGUACCAGAAAAGGCAUCCCAAGGGUCAUCGUGGUCAUAACUGAUGGACGAUCACAAGAUGAUGUGAACAAAAUCUCCAGUGAAAUGCAAUCAGAUGGCUACAGCAUUUUUGCAAUUGGUGUGGCUGAUGCGGAUUAUUCGGAGUUGGUUAGCAUUGGCAGCAAGCCUAGUGCACGCCAUGUCUUCUUUGUGGAUGACUUCGACGCCUUUAAGAAAAUUGAAGAUGAGUUGAUUACUUUUGUCUGUGAAACCGCUUCGGCAACCUGCCCACUGGUGCACAAGGAUGGCAUUGAUCUUGCCGGAUUUAAGAUGAUGGAAAUGUUUGGUUUGGUUGAAAAGGAUUUUUCAUCGAUGGAAGGGGUUUCUAUGGAGCCUGGUACCUUCAAUGUGUACCCUUGUUACCGACUGCAUAAAGAUGCCCUGGUUUCCCAGCCUACCAAGUAUUUGCAUCCAGAAGGAUUACCUUCUGAUUAUACUAUCAGUUUUCUAUUCCGGAUUCUUCCUGACACUCCAGAGGAGCCAUUUGCUCUUUGGGAGAUUUUAAAUAAAAAUUCGGACCCAUUGGUUGGAGUUAUUUUAGAUAAUGGUGGGAAAACCCUAACGUAUUUCAACUAUGACUACAGUGGAGAUUUUCAAACUAUUACGUUUGAAGGACCUGAAAUUAGGAAAAUUUUCCAUGGAAGCUUUCACAAGCUACACAUUGUUGUCAACAAGACUUUGGCCAAAGUGGUUAUUGACUGCAAGCAAGUGGGUGAGAAGGCAAUAAAUGCAUCGGCGAAUAUCACAGUGGAUGGUGUCGAAGUCCUAGGGAGAAUGGUUAGAUCAAGAGGACCAAAUGGAAACUCUGCACCAUUCCAGUUACAGAUGUUUGAUAUUGUUUGUUCCACAUCCUGGGCCAAUAAAGACAAAUGCUGUGAACUACCAGGCCUGAUUCAUAUCUUCAGAUCCUUGGAUCCUGAGCUGAAAUGGAUGACACCAUCAUGCAAACGGGCUCUGGGACCAGCAGGCCCACCAGGUGGUCCAGGACUCAGAGGACCAAAGGGCCAACGAGGAGAGCAGGGUCCAAAGGGACCAGAUGGCCCUCGGGGUGAAACAGGCCCUCCAGGACCUCAGGGUCCCCCUGGACCCCAAGGACCAAGUGGUCUGUCUAUUCAAGGAAUACCUGGAAUGCCAGGUGAAAAAGGGGAGAAAGGAGAGACGGGCCUGCCUGGUCUACAGGGUAUCCCAGGAGGCAUUGGCUCACCAGGACGUGAUGGCUCUCCAGGCCAGAGGGGCUUUCCUGGAAAGGAUGGGUCCUCUGGCCCUCCAGGACCACCAGGACCGAUUGGAAUUCCUGGAGCCCCCGGAGUCCCAGGGAUCACAGGGAGCGUGGGACCCCAAGGCGCCCUGGGACCACCUGGUGUUCCUGGAGCAAAAGGAGAGCGGGGAGAACGAGGUGACCUGCAGUCUCAGGCCAUGGUGAGAGCGGUGGCACGCCAGGUGUGCGAACAGCUCAUCCAGAGUCACAUGGCCAGGUACACAGCCAUCCUCAACCAGAUUCCCAGCCACUCCUCAUCAGUCCGGACCGUCCAGGGGCCUCCUGGGGAGCCUGGGCGGCCGGGCUCACCUGGAACUCCUGGUGAACAAGGACCCCCAGGUACCCCAGGCUUCCCAGGAAAUGCAGGUGUGCCGGGAACCCCAGGAGAACGAGGUCUAACUGGUAUCAAAGGAGAAAAAGGAAAUCCAGGUGUUGGAAGCCAAGGUCCCAGAGGACCCCCUGGGCCAGCAGGACCUGCAGGGGAGAGUCGGUCAGGAAGCCCGGGGCCCCCUGGCUCUCCUGGACCAAGGGGUCCACCAGGUCACCUGGGGGUGCCUGGACCACAAGGUCCUUCCGGCCAGCCUGGAUACUGCGACCCCUCUUCAUGUUCAGCCUACGGGGUGGGAGCUCCCCAUCCUGAUCAGCCGGAAUUCACUCCUGUCCAAGACGAGCUGGAAGCGAUGGAAUUGUGGGGCUCUGGGAUCUGAUGGCCUCACAAGAAAUUGGAAGACCAACUGCAAGAACUCUUACGGGCACUUGUUCAAGAAGAAUGUCAUAAUGUGGUUUGUAUACUACCUUCUAUCUAGGGGCUUGUUUCAUCAGCCUAAAUCUCUUCCUUGGAUAUUGUUAUUAUUGACAAAAAGAAUUACAUUUUUUAAAAACCCUCCAUCUAUGAUGCCAUAGGAUUGAUUUUUUCUUGGUUGCUUUAAUGACAUGCCAGAUCACUGGUUUUUCCAGAGGAGUUCUCGGAGAAAAUUUGGCCAAAAAGUUGAACUACGGAAACUUUUCUGUGUUAGAUGAUCUCGGGUCCUAAAAUGCAACAAAACAGAUGUGAUUGUAUUCGAGGGACAUGGGGUCCUCGCAGAACAGGAAUUUAAAGAGAUUCAAAGAUGAUGCCAUUGAUUCCUGUCCCCUGUAACCUUGCUGAAAAGAAAAAAGGGAGAAACUACCUCUUUGUCAAUUGAUGUAUCCAACUCUGAGAUCACUUGAUAGCUGCUUUCACUGCUGUCCAAGGACAUGUUACAAUAGAACCUUUCUUAAUCUGGUGCUAUGAAAAAUAGAUUUCGUUUUGCAGUGGUUUUUGCCAUGUACAAUAAUGACUUUCCACCGGUUCCGAUGCAAACCGAUCUCAUUUUGAUGAACAGUUUACCCAGUGGUGUUCCAAGGCUUGCCCUCCUUAUCUACAUGGCUUACGUUGGACAUGCAGAUAAGUUUUUGCAAACCUGUUUCCGUUCUCUUUUGUAAGCAAAUAAAAAUUUAAAACAGUG